Molecule: messenger RNA, 249 nt
Organism: Cooperia oncophora
Lineage: Eukaryota; Metazoa; Nematoda; Chromadorea; Rhabditida; Trichostrongylidae
Source: the annotation of a GenBank genome assembly
AUGUUGAUUCACGUCGCUUAUCCGGAGUUCAUCCUCGACAGCAAGCAAUUGGACAAUUUCUAUAGCAACUUCUCCGUCGAAGAAACGGAUUCGUACAGUCAGAUGGUAGAGAAGAUGUUACGAUGGGAAUCAGAACGCAACUUCGAGCUCCUCUCUGAACCCGUCGAUCGAGCUGAGACUUUCAUGGAUGCUACAGAUUUCUUCGGCGGUCUUUACGAUCUCCAAGUGAACGGCUUAGGUAAACAUUGA